This is a messenger RNA of Pieris macdunnoughi, 1242 nucleotides long. The record is from the annotation of a GenBank genome assembly. Lineage: Eukaryota; Metazoa; Arthropoda; Insecta; Lepidoptera; Pieridae.
AUGGAAGCUACAUACACAUUGCUGCUAAUUCUAGCGGCGGCGAGUUGCGGAACAGCGACAACGUUAUUUAGAUCUGCAAGACAAGCCCCUGGAAGUAUUUUUACGGUUGGCAACGGUGAACAGUGUCUAGGGUCAGACAGGUCGACUGGCGGUGUAUGUUUAUCCAGAAAUCAAUGUAACACACAGGGCGGGAAAGCUAUAGGUUUCUGUGGUGUAUUCGCUACGUGUUGUUCAUUAAACGCUUGCGACAUAAGAACGAACACAAAAGUAGCUGUAUUCAUAAACCCUCCAUUGAAUCGGGAAUCCUCAGGACUGGAAUGUUCUUAUAACGUGGAAAUUAAUAAUAAUAAUGUAUGUCAAAUACGAAUUGACUUCGAGACGUUUAACCUGGCUCCACCAACUACCGUGGAAGCAGUGGAAAAUGUGACACAUCGGCCUGGUUACACCUGUAGAAACGAUAUAUUCCAAGUGACGAACCUACACGCAAACUCCGACAUCCUACCACCACUAUGUGGCGAUAAUAAUGCACAACAUAUGUAUGUCCGUGUGAACGCGUCCACUAACAGCAGAUCCAUCCGUUUGAACUUCAAAAUUGCUGACAGAAACACACAACCAAACCUUCCUCAAGCGACCUGGAAGAUCAAAGUCACCCAGCUGGAGUGCUUCAACACUUUGGGCAAAUACCGAGAUGGUUUCCUUGAAGCAAUAACAUCUUCUCUACCAGCCACGCCCUUCAGUUCUUCAGCUGAUAGGGACGAGUAUUUAAUAGCGCCACCUGGUUGUCUGCAGUACUACCCAGACCGAACAGGAUUCUUUGAAUCAUUUAAUUACAACCGCGGCGCUGGACCAUACAUCGCCAAUCUUGCGUAUGCGACGUGCUUCAAGCGUACUUCUGACGUCUGUGGGAUUAAAUUAACAGCUGCUAGCUUCGAAAUGGCAUACCGGACGGAAGACAACAUGUACUUGGACACUGACUGUCAGAUGAAUCCAGUAACCCAAGGUUCCAGUCAGUCUGAAGACUACCUUUUCAUACCUGAAGCGGAAACUGCUGACGGCCUUAGGGGUUCCAAGUAUUGUGGCCUUAGCGCUUCCAACCAAAUUAUUGCAUCGACGCCCCCUGGACCGAUAUAUGUGCACUUCCACAGCGACAAUUUGGUGACCAAUGAUGUGCCCGAGGCCGGCUACAGGUUUAAUUACAACGUUCUAAACAAUUGUUAUCUUAGAACGAACACUUUCCACUAG